Messenger RNA from Lampris incognitus (smalleye Pacific opah), 2339 nucleotides. It is a transcript of the gene pcbp2, whose product is annotated as poly(rC) binding protein 2. NCBI's taxonomy places the organism in Eukaryota, Metazoa, Chordata, Actinopteri, Lampriformes, Lampridae. The record is from RefSeq and is a predicted model, not a curated record. The coding region runs from base 201 to 1175 and encodes 324 amino acids. Gene Ontology annotation, molecular function: mRNA binding; single-stranded DNA binding. Gene Ontology annotation, biological process: regulation of gene expression; regulation of RNA metabolic process. The transcript has 13 exons. Gene Ontology annotation, cellular component: cytoplasm; nucleus; nucleoplasm.
GCAGAAGAGUGGAGCCCGAUCGAGCCGCAGUGUCUCUUCCCUCUUCCCCGAAUCCUCUUAAAACUCCCUCCCGAACCUCUCCCCUUCCACCCUUGCCACCCUUACCCUCCCCCGAACACAUUUCAAGGGACGGUUCGGACUUAAAACCUGUGACCAAAGAUUCUUCUUGGCUGGUCUAGUUUUUGGAUUCUGCUGCAGCUAUGGACUCUGGUGUGGUUGAAGGAGGACUUAAUGUCACCUUAACUAUUAGAUUACUCAUGCACGGGAAGGAAGUUGGAAGCAUCAUUGGCAAGAAAGGAGAGUCUGUUAAGAAAAUGAGAGAGGAGAGUGGUGCCCGAAUUAACAUCUCAGAGGGGAACUGUCCAGAGAGAAUUAUCACCUUGGCAGGACCCACAACGGCCAUCUUUAAAGCCUUCUCCAUGAUCAUUGAGAAGCUAGAGGAGGACAUCAGCAGCUCAAUGACAAACAGUACGGCCACCAGCAAACCUCCAGUCACUCUGCGCAUUGUUGUGCCUGCUAGCCAGUGCGGCUCACUUAUCGGCAAAGGUGGCUGCAAGAUCAAGGAAAUCAGAGAGUCGACAGGAGCUCAGGUACAGGUAGCAGGGGACAUGCUGCCCAACUCAACAGAGCGUGCCAUCACUAUUGCAGGGACCCCACAGUCCAUCAUCGAGUGUGUCAAACAGAUCUGUGUCGUCAUGCUCGAGUCUCCUCCAAAGGGAGUGACCAUCCCUUAUAGACCCAAACCCUCAGGCUCUCCUGUCAUCUUUGCAGGUGGUCAGGCAUAUGCUGUCCAAGGACAGCACGCCAUUCCACAGCCUGAUGUAAGUGAAGGUCCCUCUCUCACCAAACUUCACCAGCUGGCCAUGCAGCAGAGUCCCUUUCCCAUUGCACCUAGCAAUCAGGGCUUCCAGGCUGGGAUGGAUGCUUCUGCACAAACUGGCUCGCAUGAGCUGACCAUUCCAAAUGAUCUGAUUGGCUGCAUUAUUGGCCGUCAGGGCGCGAAGAUCAAUGAGAUUCGUCAGAUGUCAGGGGCUCAGAUCAAGAUUGCCAACCCUGUGGAGGGCUCGACUGACAGACAGGUCACCAUCACUGGUUCUGCUGCCAGUGUCAGCCUGGCUGAGUAUCUGAUCAAUGCCCGGCUCUCCUCUGAAGCUACUGGGUUGGCAGCCAACUGAUAAGGAAGAUCUUCAUCAGCACCUAACGUUACCCACCCCCCUUCCUCCUACUUUUUACCAAGAGGUCCCUUACUGAAUUUAAUGCAAAAACCAAGUACUCUGAACUCACCGUUUUCUCCUUUCCUUUGGUUCAAUACCUACUCAGCUGUAAUUACAUCAUCAAUUUAUUGGUAUUUUAUUUAUUUAUUAUGUUUUAAAAUUCCCUCUGCUUAUAGUUUUUAAAAAUAUUUUCCUCUGUAUUUUUUCCUUUUGCUGUAUAUCCUUAUGAACCUAUUGAUAUAGCUGAACAGUUUUGGAAAAAUCUAUGAGGCAUAAAUUGUGUUUUUUAUGUCAGAUUUUUCUUAGAAAAUGUAAAAAUGAAGAAAAAAAGACCCAAUAACAUUAUAGACUGUUCUAGCCCUCAUUAAAAUAUCUAUUUAUUUUUUAUUUAAUAAGAAACUCCUUGUGCUAGAAUUCUCAUUUGCCAUUUGCUACCUAAAGCAGUACAUCCAGAAUGAGGCAUUAUGGGUAAUUGAGAUACAUGGGUGUACGCUUGAAGAUUUGGGGGAGGGGGGGUUAAUUUAGAAAGUAAUUUAAAUGCCUCCCUUUUAAAGUGGGAGUCUAAAGGAAAAUAAUAAGCUGCAUUAUGUUUCACCUCUAAUUUUCUGUGUAAUCUUUUUGUCAUUCCUGUUUCCAUUCGUUUCAUUUGUCAUCAAUCAGGACGUUUAAGCAUUGUUGUGUAUUGGAUUCUGAUAGGGUGGGUGGGCCUUGGGUCACCUGGGGCGGGCCUGACUGAGGGGAAAAAUAUUUUCUUUUCUUUGAAAUUACUAAGAUGACGAUGAUGAUGAUAACAUUGAAAUGUUUGUUUUAAAAUAGAGAAAAUAUUUUUUUUAACUGCAGGGCUGGGAAAUGCUGCAAGGGGCAAAUUAAGAGACAUAUUGGUCUUGAUAUAAGUAUAUCGUGCUGAGGUAUUAAAUUAAGAUUAACUUGGAGAAUUCUAGAAUUAACACUAGUUUCCUGCUAUCCUUUUUGCCUGGGUCAGAUUUUAUUUUUUAUUAUUCUUUGCAGGAUGAAGAAACUCACGUUUUUGUGCACGUUUUCCAACUAUUGUAGAUUUGGGUGCAAUUGAAUUGUUGAACAUAAAUACAGAAAUAAUUAAAAAAAAAAAGAUGUGAAAUGCUUAAA